AUUGUCAAAACAUAGGGAAGAUGAAAUCAGCGCAGAAGGAGAGAGAAGUAAUGAAGGCAAGUUAAAGAAAUUCCCUAAGAAGAGAAGAACCAAAUUCCAAAAGGGUCAUAAGAAAUGUGGCAAAAGCACUCCAAUAAAUCUUUAUACAAAGAAUCCCUCAAAGCCCUUGAAGCUGAUAUCCAACAUGCCAAUACCCUGGCGGCUGCUCUUCCAAAAGAUUCCGGCGGGCAUGGUGUUAAGAUGAAAUUAGGGUACAGCCCUUUUGCCCCUGUUAUCCUGUUUUUGAUAGAAUGGAUGGAUUAUAGUUGUAGGGAUGUCUUACCCAGUUAUUUAGGACUCCUCCAUGUACUUAUAUAUAAGGUAUAUGUUGAUGGGAUGCCAACAUUGUCAUCAAAGAAAAGAAAAGUUACUCUGAGGGAGUUCUAUGCUGUUACAUACCCUUCCCUCAAACAACUUGAAGGUGAGUUGGAUGAGAGCAAUAAUAACAAUGCAAGUUCACAACUUGUAAAUAACAAAAUAGAUGAAGUUGAUGAAUGUGGAAUAUGCAUGGAGAAUUGUACAAAGAUGGUGCUGCCCAACUGUGGACACUCCUUAUGCAUCACUUGCUUCCAAGACUGGUAUCUUCGAUCUCAAUCCUGUCCUUUUUGUCGAGGCAGCCUAAAUUCAGUUGGCACUAAAGAUUUGUGGGUUCUUACUAGUAACAGUGAUAUAAUUGAUACAACUACUGUCGCAAAACACAAUCUAAGGCGAUUCUAUCUUUACGUCGAUAGUCUGCCUAUGUUGAUGCCUGAGAUGCAUUCCUUCCUUCAUGAUUAUAUGAUCUAGUAACCUUUGGUUAUAGCUGUAUGUAGUUGAAUGGAAUCUGGAUGGUGGGCAAUUGGGUUCAUCAAAAUAUUCAGUAUGUUCCUGUAAAUAUGUAAAGUGUAUAUUAGAAAAGCUGAAGUAUAUUUAGUGUUGCAGGAACUCGGCUUUUUGAUACCCGAGUGCUAAUGUCGACAACAUUGUACAGUAUGUAGAUUCAGGUUCUGCUUAUUAUGUAUAAGCAUAAGUUCUAUCAUGAUUUCAAAUUUUAUCUUUUUGGAGAUUGGCAACAGAAAAGAUCAACUUGUUCUAACAGGAGAUUCGUCUUACUUACAAAUGCUUUGUUCAGUAA
Messenger RNA from Carica papaya (papaya), 1153 nucleotides. Its product is annotated as E3 ubiquitin-protein ligase AIRP2-like. Gene Ontology annotation, biological process: protein ubiquitination. The record is from RefSeq and is a predicted model, not a curated record. Gene Ontology annotation, molecular function: ubiquitin protein ligase activity. Lineage: Eukaryota; Viridiplantae; Streptophyta; Magnoliopsida; Brassicales; Caricaceae.